Molecule: messenger RNA, 831 nt
Organism: Trichobilharzia regenti
Lineage: Eukaryota; Metazoa; Platyhelminthes; Trematoda; Strigeidida; Schistosomatidae
Source: the annotation of a GenBank genome assembly
CGCGAAACCAACAUUCAUUCUAUGCAGAUUUUUCACAUCACUAAAAGUAACACUUUAAGAACAUUUUAAAUGAAAUUCGCUGUUACUUUAUAUGGAAUUUCUAUGCAGAAGUAAACUUUGUGAAAAAUGUUUAAACUUUCGCACUCAGAUGUUCAGAAUAUCUAAUUUAUUUUCCCAACAGAUUGCAUUAUGGUCUGCAGCUAUCAAUUUUGUAUGUUGCAAAAUGGCUGAUUUUAACUGUUACUUUUUAUUGGGCUUCGUUAUUCAGGAAGAUGUGUUAACAAUUAUUGCCUUCAUCUAUGUCAGAAGAUUCAAACUAGUGGUGAUGAUGGUUCUGAUAUCUUCAUCGAUGGCUUUUCUGGUAACUGGAGCAGUUUUAAUUUAUUUGGAUACUGGCGAGCGGAAAUAUUCUGAAUUGGCUGGCGGCUUUUGGAACACUGCCAUAGCUACAGUGGCUCUAGUUUUUGUCAGCUUGCUGAAAUAACAUGAAUAACACAUCGGUCUAUCGUUCAUACUGUGUCAAGGGAUAUUCACUCGUGCUUGCGUACACAUUUUAUUGUGCAUGUAACUGCCUGACUAUUUGACAGUUCACAUUUUCAUAUUACAGAAUAAAUUAAUAUUUCUGCACUAGAACUUUCAUUUUUGUAUUUGCACAACAAUUUUUUCUGAAUGGCGUUUUUCAUGAGUUCUAGUUUUCUCUUGCUUCGAGGUUGUGUAUUCUGACGAUGAAGUCGUCUUUUGAAAAUGUGACUCAGCCAGAUAAAAAAGUUGUUGGAUUCAGGUAGACGGGGGGACUCUUAAAAUAAAUAAUCACACAUGGAAAUACUAAAC